This is a messenger RNA of Cavia porcellus (domestic guinea pig), 554 nucleotides long. It is a transcript of the gene Chtf8, whose product is annotated as chromosome transmission fidelity factor 8. NCBI's taxonomy places the organism in Eukaryota, Metazoa, Chordata, Mammalia, Rodentia, Caviidae. Gene Ontology annotation, biological process: mitotic sister chromatid cohesion. Bases 186 to 554 code for a protein of 122 amino acids. The transcript is spliced from 5 exons. The record is from RefSeq and is a predicted model, not a curated record. Gene Ontology annotation, cellular component: Ctf18 RFC-like complex.
GGCGGCGGGAGGUUCGGUUGUCGCCCGUUGGCCGCGCGGCGCCGCGCUCGGCGGCCGCCAUUUGCAGACAGGAUCUUUAGUGCAGGCUGACCUUUGCUGUAAACUCAAGGCAAUCCUGCAGCCUCAGUCUUUGAAGUGCUGGAAUUACAGUUUAUUUUCAGUUGCUUUUUAACGAAGAAAAGCUCAUGGUGCAAAUUGUUAUUUCUAGUGCAGGGGCUGAAGGCCUGGCAGAAUGGGUGCUGAUGGAGCUACAGGGGGAGAUCGAGGCUCGCUACAGCACUGGAUUAGCUGGAAACCUCCUGGGAGACCUACAUUACACCACUGAGGGAAUUCCUGUGCUGAUUGUUGGGCAUCAUAUCCUGUAUGGGAAAAUCAUCCACCUGGAGAAACCUUUUGCAGUUCUUGUCAAACACACUCCUGAGGAACAGGACUGUGAUGAACUUGGCCACGAGACUGGCACCACCCGGUACCUGGUGACAGCACUCAUCAAAGACAAGAUCCUUUUCAAAACCCGCCCCAAGCCCAUUAUCACCAACGUCCCCAAGAAAGUAUGA